UAUCCUAAUUUCCCCCCAGUCCUGACAGCAUCAGCGGAGAAGGACCUAGCGCUGUCGUGCCACGAGCUGGCGGCGCGCACGGAGGCGGGGCGGCUGUGCGGGCGGCGCCGGGCCCACGAGGGGCGCGGGUACGGCAGCUUCCGCGGCGUCCCGUAUGGCGCGCCGCCGGUGGGGGAGCGCCGGUUUAAGGAAUUGGAGCCCCCACAGCCGUGGGAGGGCUACCUGGACGCGCGGCACGAGGGCCCCGUCUGCCCUCAACACGACACCUUCUACGGCUCCAUCAUGAGGCCACUGGGCAUGGACGAAGACUGCAUCACCGUCAACGUCCACACGCCCAUAGAAGCCCUCCCGAUACUGUCCGGUAGUGAGCAAGAUUUUGAGUACCAGACUAGGAGGAGAAGGGAGGCUGGGAAGCUGGUCCCGGUAUUUGUGUUCAUCCAUGGAGGAGGAUUCUCGUUUGGUUCUGGAGACUCUGAUGUGCAUGGUCCGGAGUAUUUGAUAACUAAAGGGAUUAUGGUUGUCACGUUUAAUUAUAGACUGGGUCCCCUAGGCUUCCUGGCGCUGAACACGAGCCAGGCUCCAGGCAACGCCGGUCUCCGAGACAUGGUGACUCUGCUGCGCUGGGUGCGGCGCAACGCGGCUCACUUCGGUGGAGACAACACGAAUGUGACCCUGGGAGGGCACGGCGCGGGGGCGUCGGCUGCCCACCUGCUGUCGAUGGCUAAGCAGACUGACGGGCUGUUUCAUAGAGUGAUCCUAAUGAGCGGUGUAGCGUACCCCGCCUUCUUCACGACCUCGAGGGUCUACUCCGACGUGCUGGCCUACUCCUACCUCUCCCUGCUCGGCAUCCGGACCGAGGACCCCGAGGUCAUCCAGCGAGACAUCACCGCGGCCUCAGUCAGCCGGUCACUAGCCGUCACUAAAAUACUCCAGGAAAUGACGUUACUCGGGUCUUUCUACCCCAUUGUUGAGAAGAAGAUCGAAGGAGUCACCAGACUGGUUGAUAAAGACCCUGAUGUGCUACUCGGGAAAGGCAGAGGCAAAGACCUUCCUAUGCUGAUUGGGUUUACAGCGGCAGAAUGCGAGACUUUCAAGCCCAACUUCAUCGAAAGCGACAUCGUCUACAAAGUCCCCGAUACUCUAAUCCUGACCGUGCCUAUUUGUGCAUUAUUCAUGAGCAGUCCAUCUGAGAUCUUUAAGAAGAACGAUACUUUGGUAAAGAAAUACAUGCUGGACAAGCCACGGCUGCUAGGUCUCAUCCAGUUGUGUUCAGAAUCGCUUUACAGCUACCCAGCGCUUUACACGGCUUUGAGACGCGCUGAGAUGAAUGCAGCUGACACGUAUGUGUACAAGUUUGAGUACGAGGGUUCCACCAGACCGCUGGAGCGUCCCGGGUUUCCGCUGAAUGGGGUUGGACAUGGGGAGGACUUGCUAUACGUGUUUAAACCCAACUCCAAGGCCACCGUGCCGUGGGCGCCUCAAGAUAAGAGGAUGAGGGAGUGGAUGCUCAAUUUCUUCGCGCAUUUCAUUAAGGAUGGCCGGCCGACACCGAACCCGGGCCACUGGCCGCCGCUGACACAGGACUCGGUCAGGUACCAGCACGUGACGGAGCCGAGGUACCGCAUGCAGUCGCUGACGGAGCGGGAGGAAGCCAUGAUUACGUUCUACGAUGAGCUGUAUAUGUAA
Messenger RNA from Plutella xylostella (diamondback moth), 1686 nucleotides. RefSeq names its product juvenile hormone esterase. The record is from RefSeq and is a predicted model, not a curated record. NCBI's taxonomy places the organism in Eukaryota, Metazoa, Arthropoda, Insecta, Lepidoptera, Plutellidae.